Molecule: messenger RNA, 707 nt
Organism: Arabidopsis thaliana (thale cress)
Lineage: Eukaryota; Viridiplantae; Streptophyta; Magnoliopsida; Brassicales; Brassicaceae
Product: Thioredoxin superfamily protein
Exons: 3
Coding region: 96-476 (126 amino acids)
Source: RefSeq, marked reviewed
UGUGGUUCGGUUCAGGUUAUGAUAUUAUAACCUGGAGGGAUCAAAAUUGGCGCUUUUAAAAACCAAACAAACAAAAACAGAGAGGAAACAAAAAAAUGAGAAAGCAAGAAUCAGAGGGAGCGAAUCUUGAAUUCGAAUCCAAAUCAAAUGACAAUGGAAAUGUGAAAAUCGCACCAAACGACCAAAGUUUCCUCACAAUUCUUGACGACAUAAAGUCUUCCAAAUCUCCGGCUGUUAUUAACUAUGGAGCUUCUUGGUGUGGAGUUUGUAGCCAGAUUCUUCCUGCAUUCCGAAAGCUCAGCAACAGUUUCUCGAAGCUCAAGUUUGUUUAUGCAGAUAUCGACGAGUGCCCUGAAACCACUCGUCACAUCCGUUACACACCCACGUUUCAGUUUUACAGAGACGGCGAGAAAGUCGAUGAGAUGUUUGGAGCUGGUGAACAGAGGCUCCAUGAUCGUCUUUGGCUUCACUCUUGAAUAUGUUCAUCAAAUAUUAACUAUGAAAAUCUGCAUUCCUUUUGUGAUACUUUAAAUGCCAACACAAAAAAUACUUGGCUCUUCGACAAUAAUCCCCUGAAUAAGUUUGGACUUUGGUAGAUUAAUGUUAGGGAUAAACUUACAGAAACAUCAAAGGUUAAACAGAGGAUGGAGCUAACAUUCAUGAUACAACUCUUGACAAAUAAAUAUGAACACCGAGCUCCUCACGGC